Molecule: messenger RNA, 273 nt
Organism: Ogataea philodendri
Lineage: Eukaryota; Fungi; Ascomycota; Pichiomycetes; Pichiales; Pichiaceae
Exons: 1
Coding region: 1-273 (90 amino acids)
Source: RefSeq, a predicted model, not a curated record
AUGUCCACAGCUAAUUCAUCACUGACAUCUAUACUGGAUGCAUUACAACAUAACGCAAUGUGCAUGACGAACGGAUUCCAUGAUUUGAUGAAACUUCGCUCAAGAUAUGAUUUUCGAGCUUGGUGGGAAAAGAUGACCUUUGUUUUGUUUUCGGCCAAGUAUGAACUAUAUGAGAAUGCACUGGAUAAGAAGAGUAUUUGUAGUCCAUCUGAAUUGCAAGACUUCCAUAAGGGUCGAGCUGUGCGGUUAAUAUUUAUUAUCAAUUCUCAUUAG